AAAGGUGGGAAACCCUCAAGUGGCUGACUUCCUGACACUCCUGAAUCUUUUUCAGGCUUUCUCCCGUCUCAUCUUGAUUCUGCGGGCCCUGCAUGUGAACAAUGACCGUGCAAAGGUGAUCCUAAAGCCAGAUAAAACUACUAUUACAGAACCCCACCACAUCUGGCCUACCCUGACUGAUGAGGAGUGGAUCAAGGUGGAGGUGCAGCUCAAGGAUCUUAUUUUGGCUGACUACGGCAAGAAAAACAAUGUGAAUGUGGCAUCACUGACACAGUCAGAAAUUCGAGAUAUCAUCUUGGGUAUGGAGAUCUCAGCUCCAUCACAGCAGCGGCAGCAGAUAGCAGAGAUUGAGAAGCAGACCAAAGAACAGUCACAGCUGACUGCAACCCAAACUCGCACUGUCAACAAACAUGGUGACGAGAUCAUCACCUCUACCACCAGCAACUAUGAGACUCAGACCUUCUCAUCUAAGACUGAAUGGAGGGUCAGGGCCAUCUCUGCUGCCAACCUGCACCUACGGACCAAUCACAUUUAUGUUUCCUCUGAUGACAUCAAGGAGACUGGCUAUACUUAUAUCCUUCCAAAGAAUGUGCUUAAGAAGUUCAUCUGCAUAUCUGACCUUCGUGCCCAAGUGAGUGAGUCUGUUUAAUUGGGCCAUAAUUGCACCCAUAUGUCAUGUGCCUACCUAGAAUUCACCUGGUAAUUCCAGGAACAUGAGAUACUGAAGAUUCAUGGAUGAAUAACUAUAAAAAAGGAUUGCCAGGGCUGGGAAUGUGGCUUACACAGAAA
Molecule: messenger RNA, 789 nt
Organism: Dipodomys ordii (Ord's kangaroo rat)
Lineage: Eukaryota; Metazoa; Chordata; Mammalia; Rodentia; Heteromyidae
Product: pre-mRNA-processing-splicing factor 8-like
Exons: 3
Biological process (GO): spliceosomal tri-snRNP complex assembly; mRNA splicing, via spliceosome
Cellular component (GO): U5 snRNP; catalytic step 2 spliceosome
Molecular function (GO): U2 snRNA binding; U1 snRNA binding; U6 snRNA binding
Source: RefSeq, a predicted model, not a curated record